This is a messenger RNA of Diversispora eburnea, 1260 nucleotides long. The record is from the annotation of a GenBank genome assembly. Lineage: Eukaryota; Fungi; Glomeromycota; Glomeromycetes; Diversisporales; Diversisporaceae.
AUGGCGCAUGGUAAUAAUGUAAUAGAACCAACUUUAUGUCAAGGAAAAAUAUUUAAUACUUGGCAACAAGCUUUUGAUAUUAUCAAGGGUACAUAUGAAACACAAUCUAAUGAGAAACAAACAACAACAAAACGAAUAGGAUGUCCAUGGCACAUUAAUCUUUCAGAACCACAAUCAAAAAAUCUGCACAAAUUUAUUUAUAUUACAACAUUUCACGAUACGCAUUCACAUAAUCUUAAUCCCGAAAUAAUUCAAUUUGGCAAUAACAAACAUAUACCUUCUGAAAUAAUGAAAGAAAUUGAAUUUCUUACAAUUCAAUAUCUUUACCAUGCCAUCCAAUCUUUUCGACCUCAAAAUAAAAAUGAUAGUAAUGAUGCUGCGAAAUUAUAUACAAAAUUACUUGAAAACUCACAAAAUAAUCCAAUGUGGAAAGUAGCUAUUAAAUUUGAUGAUAAUAAUACUCUUACAUAUUUAUUUUGGAUGACACCUUCUCAAUUAGAACUAUGGUUUCAAUUUUCAGAUAUUGUAGUGCAAGAUGUUACUUGUAAAACCAAUAGAUAUGACGUGGCUUUAAAUUUAAUAGAGAAAAGACAAUUAUCUGAAGAUAAAAAUCAUCAACUUAUUUUAUGGAAAGCUGCAAUUCCUUGUUUAUCUACACAAAUUACAGUUCCGGCAUUUAUGUUUUCAAGUAUUGAUAAAGAACUUAUGGAAUAUCUGCCUCCUGCUAUAUUAGAACUUCAAAGAAAUGAAAUUCGCCAAUAUAUACCAGAUGCACGUCAAACUACUGUUGCUUGUAUGAUUUCUGAUGUUGAUAAAGAACAAAUUACAUCUAUGUGGGCUAUAACUGUUGGAAACAAUCUUAAUAAAGAUCUUAGCAAGGAACCAUUCCUAGUAGCUACCAAAUUUGAAGAUGAAAUUACACCAAUUAUUCCGGAAUCAAGUAUUCCAUUUUUAACUGCAGUUAAACAAACAUCAAUGCAUGAUUCCAUUUCCCAGCACGAACGUCUCACAGAUAUACAAUUAUAUGGAAAAAUCAAUGAGUUGGCACAGAAUUCAGAAUUAGAUAAAGAAAAUCAAUCCUUGAUUAUUAAAAAUUCUAACAAACAAACAAAAUCCAGAGGACGUCCUAAAGGAACAAAAAGAAUCAAAGCAUUUCAUGAAAAAACAAGUACAGUACCUUUGGACAAUAGUAAACAAUACAAUUGUGGUCUUUGUGGUAAUAUGGGGCAUAAUAAACGGAAUUGUAAUCAAAUUAGUUAA